Fusarium coffeatum is the source of this 1884-nucleotide messenger RNA. RefSeq lists its product as uncharacterized. The transcript has 2 exons. The record is from RefSeq and is a predicted model, not a curated record. Bases 1 to 1884 code for a protein of 627 amino acids. Gene Ontology annotation, cellular component: mitochondrial outer membrane. Gene Ontology annotation, biological process: regulation of mitochondrion organization; small GTPase-mediated signal transduction; mitochondrion organization. NCBI's taxonomy places the organism in Eukaryota, Fungi, Ascomycota, Sordariomycetes, Hypocreales, Nectriaceae. Gene Ontology annotation, molecular function: GTP binding; calcium ion binding; GTPase activity.
AUGGCCGCUGUCCGAAUUUGUGUCUGCGGCGACGAAAGCACCGGCAAAUCCAGCCUCAUCGCCUCUCUCGUGAAGGAUCAGUUCGUCAAUAACAAAAUCCAACCUGUCCUUCCGCAAAUCACCAUCCCACCCAGCAUCGGUACUCCUGAAAAUGUCUCGACCACAAUCGUCGAUACUUCGGCCCGCCCGCAAGACCGGACUACGUUGCGAAAAGAGAUUCGAAAGUGCAAUGUCAUCCUUCUUGUCUAUGCCGACCACUACAGUUAUGAAAGGGUAGCGCUGUUCUGGAUGCCGUAUUUUCGAUCUUUAGGUGUCAACGUUCCCGUCGUAUUAUGUGCCAACAAAUCCGAUCUGGUCGGCCAGGGCACCACACCACAGGUGGUUGAGGAAGAACUGUUGCCCGUCAUGGCCGAGUUUCGCGAGGUCGAUUCUUGCAUCCGUACCAGCGCCCGCGAUCAUCGAAACGUAAAUGAGGUGUUCUUCCUUUGCCAAAAGGCUGUAACUCACCCCAUCGCUCCUCUUUUCGAUUACAAGGAGGGUCAUCUCAAACCUCUGUGUAUCAAUGCAUUGAAACGUAUCUUCUAUUUGUGCGACAAGGAUCAGGACGGGUAUCUCAACGAACAGGAAAUGCGUGACUUCCAAGCUCGUUGUUUCGACAAACCUCUGACCACUGAUGACUUGGACAACAUCAAGCUCAGCAUCUCGAAGUCGUUACCUGCUUCCGAAUUGGACAAAGGGAUUGAUCUACCAGGUUUUCUGCAACUCAAUAAACUCUAUGCCGAGAAGGGACGCCACGAGACGAUUUGGAUCAUUCUUCGAAAGUUUCAUUACACUGAUAGUCUAAGCCUUGAAGACAAGUUCUUUCGGCCGAACUUUGAGGUCCCGGAGUACUCGUCUGCUGAGCUUAGUCCUGCUGGUUACAGAUUCUUUGUGGAUCUCUUCCUGCUUUUCGAUAAAGACAACGAUGGCGGUCUUAACGACGAGGAGUUAGAGGCUCUCUUCGCCCCGGCUCCAGGACUUCCUAGUUCUUGGACCGAUUCAUCGUUCCCCUCCUCAACUGUGAGAAACGAAGCUGGACAUGUUACUCUCCAAGGCUGGCUUGCUCAAUGGAGCAUGACGACUUUCAUCGAACCAAAGACGACUAUCGAAUAUCUCGCGUACCUUGGUUUUGAGCCCUCAAAUCCCAAGGACCCCAUCACUGCUGCACUUAAGAUAACGAAGCCUCGUAAGAGGAGAAGACGUCCUGGCCGAGUCGAACGUAACGUAGUGCUCUGUUACGUUCUUGGAGCAUCAGGUGCGGGCAAAUCUGCCCUGCUCGACUCGUUCCUAAACCGACCUUUCUAUGGGUUAUAUCAUCCUACUAUCAAACCCCGCCGUGCAGUGAACAGUGUCGAGUUGCCUGGCGGAAAGCAAGUCUACCUUAUCCUCGAGGAGCUUGGCGAACUGGAGCCUGCAAUCCUUGAGAACCGGGCCAAACUGGACGCCUGCGAUCUGAUCUGCUACGCAUAUGACUCGUCCGACCCCGACUCGUUCUCGCAUAUUGUCGACUUGCGGAAUAAGUACCCACAUCUCGAUGAGCUUCCGUCUAUCUACACCGCACUCAAAGCCGACAAGGACAAAACCAACCAGCGCUGCGAGCUUCAGCCGGACCAAUACACCUCUUCUCUUAGUAUGAGUUUGCCAUUGCAUGUCAGUGUGACUUGGGGUAGUAUCAGCGAGCUAUUUGUAGCAUAUGCAGAUGCUGCUACGAACCCAAGUACUGCGUUUCCCAAGAGUAACGAAGAAGGACCCGACAGAACCAGUCUGUACAUCGCACUUGGAGCUACAGCUUGCGCUGGUGUUGCAGCGUUGACAAUCUGGCGACGUGCAACUAAUGCUUUUUAA